Lactuca saligna is the source of this 513-nucleotide messenger RNA. Lineage: Eukaryota; Viridiplantae; Streptophyta; Magnoliopsida; Asterales; Asteraceae. The record is from the annotation of a GenBank genome assembly.
AUGACGAAAGGUCAUAGACAAACCGGCGCAUGGACGGAAGUCCGUAGGAAGAAACCUCCGGUUAACACCGGCAAGGAGACCACCUUCUAUGUAUCUAACAUACCCAAUGGAUCCAGGUUAGCCGAAAUAAGAGCCCCAUUCACCAAGUUUGGUCAGGUGGUAGAUGUAUUCAUCCCUCCCAAGAAGAAUCGCAAUGGCAAACACUUUGCUUUCAUCCGUUUCAAAAAGGUGAAAGAUGAAGUAACGCUGGAAAAUAGUCUACAAGGUAUCAAGUGCAAUGGGUACAGUCUCGAAGUAAACCUGGCCAAACACCCAAGAAACUCUGCAAAAGCAUCAACUAAUACAACCCAUAAAGUGGCCAUGCAACCCCAAUUCAAGACACAUGCUAAUACCACAGGUGGGUUCAGAGACCGGAGAUCUUUUGCCCAAGUUGCCUCUGCGACUGGGAUCCCCCUACCUCUCCUCCUCCUCCCCUGCCCCCAUCCCAAUCAAGGUCAAUACAGAAAUGAAUAG